AUGGAAAGCUAUCCGGGCGAAUUCGUUUUUCACCAUUAUCCUCUAAUGGCUGUAAUGGGCCUUGGGGCUCAUAAGGACAUUGAGAAUUCUAUAUCUCCUCCGUCGUCACCCAAUCAGCCGAAAUCUCCUGCAUCAAGACGUAGCUCGACAAGUGCUCCAACUCAUUCGAUAUCAACACGACUACAACUGUCAAGAACUUUACUUAAUAUAUUAUUGGCUAAAGGUCAAGAUACCGUUUGGGAACCACCUAAACACGGAAAUCUAAUGUUCCGUGUGGUAGCAUUAGAAAAAAAUCAUCAAUUCCCAGUCAAAAAGACAGGAAAUAAAGCAGUUUCGUCACAUUCAUCGCUGUCCCCAAUGACACCUGAUUCUCCAUUGUAUCCCGAUGGCCUGAUUACCCCAAUAUGGGUGAAGAAACACCGGGAAGUAGCUCCUUCUGUAGUCGUUGGGUUUUAUGACUUGUGGGAAUGGUCAAUGGGAGGAGUGUCUAUUGAUGAGAAAGAAAAGCUGCCACACGUACCGGAACCAUUGGGUAAUAUUAACCCAAUAGAAAGAGAGAAGGAUACCGAUCUUGUAGCCGAGAUUAACGAACGGAAAAAGACCAUCAUAGAUCGAGGGAUUAAAUUUACCGUUGUGAUAUUGUUGAGGUCACAACAUGUCGAUGAUUCCAAUAUCGAUGAGAGAUUGAAUUAUAUAAAGAAAAUGUGUAGUCUUGAGGGGAAAAAUAUGUUUUUUGUCCUUCCUCCAAGCUCUCAAAAUGAACUACAAGAAUUUGCUACAAAUCUUCAGAAGUCACUUUAUGAUCAUGCUCUCGCGUAUUAUCGUGAGCUUAGUAAACGUAUAAAGAAGAAACGAUCGCGAUUACCAUCAACAACAAGCGCUCCAAAUGUACGCCGUGAAGAAAAGUCUGAUAAUACCAACCAACCAUUAAUCGUUCAAGGAUGGAUGGUCAGAUAUGACUAUAAAAUGGCGAUGUUUGCAGAAUUUAGGCAAGAGAUCGAUUCUGCUGUCAAGUAUUACAUAUCAGCAUACGAUCUGUUGGUGGAUAUGUUUGCUCCCGUCCCACUAAUAACGCCCAAUGCACCGCGACUGACUCCGCGAACAAAGCGAUGGGCAGAAGCAAAAGUACUUGCUGACAGUAUGAAUCUCAAAAUCUGCAAAUUAUAUCUUUAUUUCUCUGGCUAUACUCAAUCAGUAUCCCAUCUCAACAAACAUGUUUCUACCUUUCACGGUCUAUCUGAUUCGUUUCACAUGGGGAAAGACACGUUCGAAUACUGGACAUGGAAGACUAAGCAAUAUCGAUUAUAUGGAGAUUUACUUGAUAUUGCCGUCAGAAAUGGAUUCAAGAUUCCAUCCGUUGAGACGUGGACAAAUACAUAUGAAAGUCGAGGUGCAGGUGGUAGCGGAUAUGGAGUGGGAUCGGGAUCAGGAGCUGCUCCCGGAGGUGUUGAUCCCAGAUUAAUAUUACAACAUGCUGGUUUCUAUUACCAUCAAGCUGCCAUGUGUAAUAUAGAACGACGAAAGAAAUUCUUGGCAGUGGAAACAUUAUCAAAAGAGUCACCGGAUUCACCCGAUCUUCCGCCUCAAGCAUCACUCACAGCCGAACGUAGUGUUGAUCAUUCUGCCCUAACUAUCGAAUUGCUCACCAAAUCAUAUGAACAGUUCAAAAAGUACAAAUCUGGUCGAAUGACGUUAUAUCUGGCAUCAGAAAUAGCCGGAACAUAUUAUGAUGUUAAUAAAUACGAAAUGGCUUUAAGGCAAGCGCAAGCGACAUACGGCAGAUGGUGUUCAAUGUCGACAAAGACAUAUCGCAAAGAAUCUUGGCAUACCGUCCUAGAAUCAAUAUUACGAUGGUCUUUGAAGUGUGCCAAGGAAAUUGGAUCUUGGGAUACCGCAAUCGAGAUAAUGGUCGAAUUACUGUCUGAUCGAUUUACAAUGAGUGAGGAAGCAAGACUCGAGAUACAAAAUGAUUUGAAAAGUAUCUUGUCACAGCCAAAUAAUCCUUCAUCUACACUCCGAAUUGACAUGGAUCAAAUCAACUCAUUUGUAACCGUGCACUUUCAAUUUAAACGAUUAACAACGUUUGUUGGCACAUCGACACCAUUUCAGCUCUCACUCGGCACUUCUCACACAUCACCCCCGGUUCCAUUUCAACUCUCGUUUAUCCGAUUGAUAUUCAGUGAUCCAUACUUUAAUCAUUAUAUACGCUGUGGACCAAUAACAGAUAGCGAGAAGAGUAAAGAAAAGCUGCAAUAUCUGGAUAUUAAAAAUUUAAAGCAAGAAGAGAUCGAGGAAACUGGGGUCGUAUGGGCGAAGGACGUUGAAUACGAAAUAAGAAAGAACAGUAUUGUCGUAUUUGAAGGUCUAGUUGUACCUAAAGAGAGUGGUGACUUAACGUUGAUGUCUGUGUGCUUGGGCACAGUUACAUCUUCUUGGAAAGUGGAAUUGAAUUUUAGCAUUAAUGAACAAGGGGAAGGCAUUCAACGACGCAAGUGGAUGGAGCUAGGGACUGAGAAUGAAGUCACUAGACCCAAAUUCAUCAAUCUUGAAGGAUCCGGAGAUCGACCAUCGAUAAAAGUGAUUCAGAAGCAAGCAAAAAUUGACUUCAAGGCCUCGCAUCACCCUCCAGCCCUCUUAAAUGAAAUGUAUCCCAUCGAACUAAAAAUCACAAAUAAUGAACCAGAAGAAGUAAGGGUGAUUAUGAACGCCGAAAUAAUGGCUGCUGAUGCACAGG
This is a messenger RNA of Paraglomus occultum, 2734 nucleotides long. NCBI's taxonomy places the organism in Eukaryota, Fungi, Glomeromycota, Glomeromycetes, Paraglomerales, Paraglomeraceae. The record is from the annotation of a GenBank genome assembly.